Brienomyrus brachyistius is the source of this 2146-nucleotide messenger RNA. RefSeq names its product T-complex protein 11 homolog. The coding region runs from base 146 to 1624 and encodes 492 amino acids. Gene Ontology annotation, biological process: regulation of sperm capacitation. NCBI's taxonomy places the organism in Eukaryota, Metazoa, Chordata, Actinopteri, Osteoglossiformes, Mormyridae. The record is from RefSeq and is a predicted model, not a curated record. The transcript has 10 exons. Gene Ontology annotation, cellular component: sperm flagellum; acrosomal vesicle.
UCCACUUUAUAGUUCGUACAGCUCACAACUUCCUGCAGCAGCGGUAAUUCAUGAAAAUAUUCGAUGUCAGCUUCUGGUUGACAUCCGCACCUCAACAGUUUUUCCCUUCAAAAAAAAGAGCACAGUUCUCAGAUAUUGACAGAAAAUGCAUAACGGGGACAAUAUUGAAGAGCAAGCCAGUGAUAAACCAUCCGAUCUCCCCAGUCUCCAGAUCCCCGACUCUCCGACUGGCAGUCCACCUAGACAGCGACCCCUGUCGGACAUGCUGGAAGUGGAGCAGUGCGUAGCUAACCUCACCCUGGCACAUGAAAUUGUCGUCAACGCAGACUUCCGGUUCAGGCAAAACAACCCCCCCAAAGACAGCCUGGAGGGUAGGGUGAAGGAGAUCGUUCACCAGGCAUUCUGGGACAGCCUGCAGGCUCAGCUGUGUUGCAGUCCUCCAGACUAUACACACGCGAUUUCACUGUUGGAGGAGGUGAAGAAUAUACUGCAGUCCCUGUUGCUUCCAGGCCACGUGCGUCUCCGGGCCCAGAUGGAGGAAGCCCUGGACAUAGGGCUGAUCCGACAGCAGGCCAAACAUGGCGCCCUGGAUCUGCACCGCCUGGGCGAGUACAUCGUCACCACCAUGGCCUCCCUGUGUGCCCCGGUCCGUGACCCCGAGGUCCGCCAGCUCCGGGCGCUCUCUGACCCUGUGGAUCUGCUCAGAGAGAUCUUCCGUGUUUUGGGCCUGAUGAAGAUGGACAUGGUUAACUUCACCAUGCAAAGCCUGAGGCCACACCUUCUCCAGCAGGCUAUCCAGUACGAGCGUGCAAAAUUCCAAGCAAUCCUUGAUAGACAACCAGAUUCCCUAGAUAAUACCACUUCCUGGCUGCAGGGGGCAGCACAGGAGCUUGCCUCUGGUAGCUUAGGGCACACAAUGGUCCUACCCAAGGGAGGUUCCACCCUUAGCACAUCUGUGGUGAGCCCGAGUGCCACACUGACCUGUGCGUACAUGCGUCUCCUGAGCUGGGAUUCUGAGAACCCUUGCUAUCCUGAGACAGUUCAGAUGGACCGGACUCGUCUGGAGUCGCUGGGGCAGGCUACGCAGCACUUGGUGCUCGAGGCUGCAGUUCUGCUGGUGACCAGCACUCAUUGUGAGGAGGGUAUCUUCUCAAGGCCAGGGUUUGUAGUUAAACUCAAGCAGGCUGUUGCUGCCCUUCUGGAGGGUUGUCACAACAGGGGAUUCGAUCUGCAGGGGGCAUUGCUGGGUGUGGGGGAGCAGGUGCAAAAGCUGGUGAACGAAGCCCUGAUGGCCCAAGGAGGGACAGCACUGAUGCUCGAGAGGGAGGGAAUUCUGAAGGCACAGAUCGCUGGGCUGGUCAAGGACCAGGACCCUGUCCGUAUUCUCAUAGGUGCCCGUGUCCGAGGUUUUCUGAAAGCCGUGGUGGCAGCGCCCACCACCCAGGGAGCCCCACCAGUGCCACCUGCCCUAGUGCUGGUGGCACAUGAGCUGGCAGAGCUGGGCAUGGCAUUUCAGCGCAUCGUUCAUUUCAACCAGCAAGUGUUCGGCCCAUACUACUCCUCCAUUCUCAAGAAGUUGCUAUUUCCACAGGGGGCACCAGAGAUGGGGCUAGAUUCCCGUUAGAUGGUAUUCUUGCACUCUACCUUACUACUGCGGCAUUACACAGUCAGCACACUAGAGGGCAGCACAUAUUUUCUAUACGUGAUCGGUCGCUGAUAUAAUUACUGUAUAUUUUUAAUCUGAAAAAUACAAUAAUGAAUGAAUCCUAAAAAAAUCUAUGUCUAUGCACUAUAUGUUGUGAUUGCAUUAUAUUUUAACUUGUAUGUUUAUCUUUGUUUUGUUUAAUCAGUUUUCAAAAUAGGCAUGAAUUAGUUUGUUACUUUGAACCGAUUUUUAAUGGGUGCUUGUUUCAUAUAAUGUUAUUUUUUAACCUUUUUGUUUGGCUUUGUAAUGUUUAAUUUGUUUUCAAAAUCGGCAUGAAGUUAUAUUGAGCCAUUUUUUAACGAGUGGUUUUUUCAUAUAAGGUUUCAUAGGAAGUGGUAUUUCUUUAUAUAAAACACUUAUGAAUGGUGUUGCACUUUACUAAAGCACUUACCAAAAACAUCAGCAAUACUGAAUUAUAUCAAUAAAUCUAUUUGAACAACA